Molecule: messenger RNA, 1068 nt
Organism: Prinia subflava (tawny-flanked prinia)
Lineage: Eukaryota; Metazoa; Chordata; Aves; Passeriformes; Cisticolidae
Gene: G6PC2
Product: glucose-6-phosphatase catalytic subunit 2
Exons: 5
Coding region: 1-1068 (355 amino acids)
Biological process (GO): gluconeogenesis; glucose 6-phosphate metabolic process
Cellular component (GO): membrane
Molecular function (GO): glucose-6-phosphatase activity
Source: RefSeq, a predicted model, not a curated record
AUGGAUCUUCUUCACAGCAAUGGAGUGCUUAUCAUUCAGCAUUUACAGAGGGACUACAGGGCUUACCAGGAUUUCCUUAAUUUUAUGUCACAUGUUGGUGAUCCCCGGAAUAUAUUUUCAAUUUAUUUUCCUCUUUGGUUUCAGCUCAACCAAGUGGUUGGUACUAAAAUGAUAUGGGUGGCAGUCAUUGGUGAUUGGUUCAACCUCAUAUUUAAAUGGAUUUUAUUUGGCCAUCGCCCAUACUGGUGGGUGCAGGAAACAAUGAUUUAUCCUAAUCAGUCGAGCCCAUGCCUCGAGCAGUUUCCUAUCACAUGCGAAACUGGACCAGGAAGCCCAUCUGGACAUGCCAUGGGAUCAUCCUGCGUCUGGUAUGUAAUGGUCACAGCAGCACUUAGCUACACAGUGAGAUGGAAAGAUAAAUCAGCUGUUACCCUCCACAGACUAACAUGGUCAUUCCUCUGGAGUAUUUUUUGGAUUAUCCAGAUCAGUGUGUGCAUCUCAAGAGUAUUCAUAGCAACACAUUUCCCUCAUCAAGUUGUUCUUGGAGUAUUUGCUGGCAUUCUUGUGGCAGAAGCAUUUGAGCAUACCCCUGCUAUUCAGACAGCAAGCCUGAAAAUGUACAUCAAGACAAACUUGUUUCUUUUCAUCUUUGCCCUUGGCUUUUAUCUAUCCCUCAAGCUUCUUGAUAUUGACUUGCUGUGGUCUGUUCCAAAGGCCAAGAAGUGGUGUGCCAAUCCAGACUGGAUAAACAUUGACACAACUCCAUUUGCUGGACUGGUGAGGAACUUAGGUGCACUCUUUGGUUUAGGUCUCGGAAUUAAUUCUGAAAUGUUCAUCACGAGCUGCAAAGGUAAAAAUAGCUGCAAGAUAAGUUUCCGCAUAUUGUGUAUAGCUGCUUCUUUAGCCACACUGCAGCUGUAUAAUUUUGUGAAGAUACCUACUCAUACUGAGUAUUUGUUCUACAUUCUCUCUUUUUGUAAGAGCGCAGCCAUGCCUCUGACUGUAGUUGCCUUGGUUCCCUACUGUGUCCACUCGUUAAUGAGGACAACAGAAAAGAAACUUAAUUAG